Molecule: messenger RNA, 3190 nt
Organism: Gastrolobium bilobum
Lineage: Eukaryota; Viridiplantae; Streptophyta; Magnoliopsida; Fabales; Fabaceae
Product: synaptotagmin-5-like
Exons: 14
Coding region: 441-2915 (824 amino acids)
Molecular function (GO): lipid binding
Source: RefSeq, a predicted model, not a curated record
AAGAGAAGUUUUGUACUUUUGAUUCAGCGUCCGCUGUUUCUUCCAAUUUAUGUUCAGUUCAGUUCAGUUUAAGACGAACAAAACGUCGUUUUAUGUUACAAAAUGGAAUUUUUCAUUCACCCUUUGUAGACUUUUCCAAUUCCCUCUAUUUCUCUCUCUUCCUACCUUUCUCUGCUUGUAGAACCAACCCUUCAAAAUUUGUCAACUCCUAAGUUUUCUGCUUGAUUCAUGUUUCUUUUCAUUCUCCAAUUGGUGCCCCUUUAGCCUUAUCUUGAGUCCUUGACCUUGGUCUCUUUUUUUUCUUCAUUGUUUUUUCUUUCUGGAUGAGGGAUUUUGAUGGUGUGUAAUAUCUAGAGAAACAAAAGAUCACAAAUUUAAAUACAAAAAAGGAAACUUUUUAUCAGAGGAGUGGUUUUGUGCAAGCAAAGCAAGGCAAAACAAUGAGCAGAAAGAAAAGGGUCUUUUCCAUUAACAAUAUUGAAGAGGUUGCGGUUGACUUCUUCAACCAUCUCUUGCAGGAGAAGCCUCAGAUUCCGUUCUUCAUUCCUCUGAUUCUGAUUGCUUGGGUUAUUGAGAGAUGGGUCUUCUCUUUCUCCACUUGGGUUCCUCUUGCACUUGCUGUGUGGGCUACUAUACAGUAUGGGAGGUAUCAACGCAAACUACUAGUGGAGGACUUGGAUAAGAAAUGGAAGCGAAUUAUACUAAACGUCUCGCCCAUCACACCAUUGGAGCACUGUGAUUGGCUGAAUAAGUUGUUGACAGAAGUCUGGUCCAACUAUUUUAACCCCAAGUUCUCAAAAAGGUUAUCAGCUAUAGUUGAGAAACGUUUAAAGCGCCGGAAACCAAGAUUUCUAGAAAGAGUCGAGCUGCAAGAGUUUUCACUAGGAUCAUGCCCUCCUAGCUUGGCUCUGCAAGGGAUGCGGUGGUUAACUAUUGGUGAUCAGCGUGUCCUGCAACUGGGUUUUGAUUGGGACACUAAUGAAAUGAGCAUUUUGAUGCUUGCUAAGCUUGCGAAGCCAUUCAUGGGAACUGCUCGAAUUGUGAUCAACAGUCUUCAUAUCAAGGGUGAACUUCUAUUUACACCAAUUCUAGACGGAAAAGCACUUUUGUUUUCAUUUGUAUCAGCUCCUGAGGUGAGAGUAGGAGUUGCCUUUGGAAGCGGUGCAAGCCAGUCACUUCCUGCCACUGAGUGGCCUGGUGUUUCUUCUUGGCUGGAAAAACUUUUUACUGACACCUUGGUUAAAACCAUGGUGGAACCUCGGCGUCGUUGUUUCACUUUACCUGCGGUUGAUUUAAGGAAAAAGGCUGUUGGAGGCAUUAUAUAUAUUAGAGUGAUUUCAGCAAAUAAACUUUCUAGGAGUUGCUUCAAGGCAUCUAGGAGGCAACAAAAUGGUACAACUUCAGAAGACAAUUUUGAUGACAAGGACCUACAGACAUUUGUAGAGGUAGAAGUUGAGGAAUUAACCAGGAGAACAGAUGUCAGACUGGGUUCCACCCCUAGAUGGGAUGCACCAUUUAAUAUGGUUUUGCAUGAUAAUUCAGGAACUCUUCGUUUCAAUCUUUAUGAGAAUUGUCCCAGCAGUGUGAAGUGUGACUAUCUAGCUAAUUGUGAAAUCAAGAUAAGGCAUGUUGAAGAUGAUUCAACAAUAAUGUGGGCAAUAGGACCUGAUUCUGGGGUCAUAGCAAAGCAAGCACUGUUUUGUGGAGAUGAAAUUGAAAUGGUUGUCCCAUUUGAGGGGGCCAACUCUGGAGAGUUGAAGGUGAGCAUUGUAGUAAAAGAGUGGCAAUUUUCUGAUGGUUCACAUAGCUUGAACAAUCUCCGGUCUAGCUCUCAGCAAUCACUUAAUGGAUCAUCAAAUCUUCAGUUAAGAACUGGAAGGAAGCUUAACGUAACUAUUGUGGAAGGAAAGGAUCUUGCUGCAAAAGAAAAAUCUGGGAAAUUUGACCCAUACAUUAAAUUGCAGUAUGGAAAGGUUGUCCAGAGAUCAAGGACUGCUCAUACUCCAAAUCCUAUCUGGAAUCAGACAUUUGAAUUUGAUGAGAUUAGUGGUGGUGAAUACUUAAAAGUAAAAGGCUUUACUGAGGAAACUUUUGGAGAUGAAAACAUUGGUAGUGCACAAGUAAACUUGGAAGGACUAGUUGAUGGCUCAGUUAGGGAUGUAUGGAUCCCUCUUGAAAGAGUGCGUUCUGGUGAAUUAAGACUUAAAAUUGAAGCAUUUAGGAUGGACGACCAAGAUGGAUCAAGGGGUUCAGGUAUAGGCCCAGGCAAUGGUUGGAUAGAACUUGUUCUGAUUGAAGGAAGGGAUCUUGUUGCUGCCGAUCUCAGAGGCACAAGUGAUCCAUAUGUGAGGGUACACUACGGAAGCUUUAAGAAAAAGACAAAGAUUAUAUACAAAACUCUUAACCCUCGCUGGAACCAGACCCUAGAGUUCCCUGAUGAUGGAAGUCCACUGGUACUUUAUGUCAAGGACCACAAUGCGUUGCUACCAACAUCAAGUAUAGGUGAAUGUGUUGUAGAAUAUCAAAGGUUGCCUCCAAACCAGAUGGCUGACAAGUGGAUACCUCUCCAAGGGGUCAAAAGGGGUGAGAUUCACAUCCAAAUUACUAGAAAAGUCCCAGAGAUGCAAAAGAGGCUUAGUCUAGACUCUGACCCUUCCUUGAGUAAACUACACCAAAUUCCAAGCCAGAUAAAACAGACGAUGAUCAAGUUCCGGUCCUUAGUAGAGGAUGGAAAUCUUGAAGGACUCUCUACAACAUUGAGUGAGCUAGAAACUCUAGAAGAUACACAGGAAGGGUAUAUAGCACAGCUGGAGACUGAGCAAAUGCUACUUCUCAGCAAAAUAAAGGAACUUGGCCAAGAGAUCACUAAUUCUUCUCCUUCACUAAGCAGAAGAUCUUCUGGAAGUGGGAACUAACCUUCAUCAAAUUAGUAUUUAAUAUUUUCACAUGCACAAUAUUUUGCUUAGGGGAGUCAUCAAGGACAGAUUUUGUACAUGUUUCUCAGACUAGAUAGUCUCUUCUUAUGCUACCACAUAUUGCUUGUAUAUGGUUAUUUGAUCAAUUUUUUGCUCUAGUGAAGUUCCUUUCUGGGGAGGGGGAUUCAUAAUAAAAAGGAGCAACUUUAUUCACACAUGAACAAGAAAUUAGUUUCUAUGAUUAUGGAUUUCCGUGAACUUCAAUAAAAAACAGA